This is a messenger RNA of Lolium perenne, 420 nucleotides long. NCBI's taxonomy places the organism in Eukaryota, Viridiplantae, Streptophyta, Magnoliopsida, Poales, Poaceae. The record is from RefSeq and is a predicted model, not a curated record.
AUGGGGCCCGCGCCGCACCGUUACAUGGGAGCUGGUCGAGCCAGACCAGCUCCCAACCCUAAACGCCGCCAGCCUCUGCCCCGCCACCAAGCUUGCCCCGCCCGCGCCGCCAGCCUCUGCCCCGCCCGCGCCCGCCCCUUCCCGUCGCCGGCCGCCCCGCCGCCGGCCGCCCGCUGCCCCUCCCCUCCCCAGCCGCCCUCCUCCCCACGGUCUAUUGACCGCCCGCCCGCCCGCUGCCCCUCCCCUCCCCGGCUGCCCUCCUCCCCUGCCCCGCCCUCCUCUCCCCUAUCCCGCCGCCGGCCUCCUCUCCCCUGCCCCCUCGCGCCGCUCUCCUCCUCCUUCUCGCGCCCGGCCCGCCGUCCCCUGGCCGGCCUCCUCCUCGCGCCCCGGCCUGCCGUCGCCCUCACGGCCAUGUGGUGA